AUGCUGGAGUUUGAACCCACUCCGCUGAUGGGUGGUUCCGGGGAAGCACACGUGGCUUCCCCGUCUCAGCCUCCCGUGGUCUUCCCUCAGCCACCUGUCCGGCCUGCAAGAGGCCCCACAAAGGACCUGUGGACACACCUCCUGCUGGCCGUGCCUCAUCUGCCCUCUGGGAUGGGGGCCCAGCCCUCCUGCAAGGUCCUGCUGUGUCCAUGGUGCAAGGAGGAGGGGCACACAGACCCUGUCACAGUCCCCGUGCCGCUGGGCACUCUGGAGGAGAUGCAUUGUGAGGAACACGGGGAGAAGGUAUGCUUCUUCUGCGGACAUGAUGCUCAGCUCCUGUGCACGCGCUGUCGAGAGGGCCCCUCCCACCACACCCACGCCGUGGGCUUCCUGGACGGGGCCUGCCAGCCCAACCAGGACGGUGUCAGGACUCAGUUGGAAGCCCUGAGGGUGGAGGGAGAAGAGAUUGAGGACAUAAAGAGUCGGGAAGACCAGAAGUUCCAAAUGCUUCUGACUCACAUCGAAAUCAGGAAGCAGCAGGUAGAAGCCGUGUUUGAGAAGUUGCAGCAGGAGCUGAGGGAACAGCGGGGCCUCCUGCUGGCCAGGCUGAGGGGGCUGGAGGUGCAGGUCUGCGAGGAGCGAGAAGACUACAUCUCCAAGUUCUCCGAGGAGGUUGCCAGGCACGGAGCCGAGGCCGAGGAGCUGGAGAACUGCCAGCAGCUGGCAAGUGUCCUGCUACAUGAUGUGGGCGUCAGCCAGAGCAGGUGUGAGAAGACUUUUGUGAGUCCAGAGACCAUUUCUCCUGCCCUUGUCAAGAAGAUCCGAGAUGUUCACAGGAAAAUCCUGCCCCUCCCAGAGAUGCUGAGGACCUUCUCAGAAAGCCUGGUGCAUCAUCUGGAAACAGACUCAGGGGCCGGGACCCGGGACCCUCCGGCCGCCAGCUGGAGCACGGCCCUCUCCGAGGACAGGAAGCCGACGAGGUUCACCCGGGACCGGCAGGACCUGCCUCACUGCCCCUGGAGCUCCGAGGGUGUCCCCUUGGCGCUCGGCUGCCCCGGCGGCACCUCCGGGCGCCCCCGCGGGCAUGUGCAAGUGCAGCCCAGAGCCCGCGGGUAGGCGGU
Messenger RNA from Lynx canadensis (Canada lynx), 1121 nucleotides. It is a transcript of the gene TRIM15, whose product is annotated as tripartite motif containing 15. Gene Ontology annotation, molecular function: zinc ion binding. The coding region runs from base 1 to 1116 and encodes 371 amino acids. NCBI's taxonomy places the organism in Eukaryota, Metazoa, Chordata, Mammalia, Carnivora, Felidae. The transcript is spliced from 8 exons. The record is from RefSeq and is a predicted model, not a curated record.